AUGUGUCCUCAGACGAUACCCUUGCGGCGAAUCCCACGACCUCCCUGGAGGACCGGGCUGCAGGAAGGCAUGCAACUGCCACUGAAGGAGUUCAAGGAGAUUACGACAUAUGUACAUGCAUUGGCACGGGCGCAUCUGAGAGAAGACUUAUCGUACAGACAACAGGAUCCUGCAAGCAUAGCAAAGAUCCGUGAGAAAGCCAUCGAGGUGUAUCCAAUCUUGAGCAACAGAUACGAUGAUGCCUGGCCCAUUGACAACAUUGUAAAAAGGCAUCUCCAGCAGAGUAGUUUCCUACAUCGCCACAAAUCUUACUACAGGAACUUGAAGGAAGGUCGGAAGACAACGUCUUCUAUAAAUGAUCGUGUUUGCAGUCCGUCAUUGAGCGGGGCAGCAUCAUCAUCUCGGAUUUCCCAAGAUGCUCCUACAAGUCUCCGCAGUCCGUCAUCGAGCUGCGAGGGACCGUCCAUUCACACUUUGCCAGACAUCACUAGGAUUCACGAAGAUAUCACAUCACUCACACCUUGGGCGAUGCUGUCUGCGACGCAGAGGCCUGUAGGGAGCUUCAACAAGUUCCUGAGAUCUUGCCGUCCCAGUUUGGAACACCUAGCUUCUUCAUUUGAGCGAAUGGCUGGCCUUGCCACCGAAUGGAAGUUCCGCGGUCUGCUGGAUUGGCCAGAGGGACCGCUCUAUUCCCUGCUCAAAGAUGAUAUGAGGCUGUCGCAGAGCGAGUGUGAGGAGGUGUUCGACGCCUUGGCAUAUUUGAGGCAGACGGGAGUAAUUGUGCUAUAA
Molecule: messenger RNA, 789 nt
Organism: Laetiporus sulphureus 93-53
Lineage: Eukaryota; Fungi; Basidiomycota; Agaricomycetes; Polyporales; Laetiporaceae
Exons: 4
Coding region: 1-789 (262 amino acids)
Source: RefSeq, a predicted model, not a curated record